Plasmodium knowlesi strain H is the source of this 4086-nucleotide messenger RNA. RefSeq names its product TFIIS central domain-containing protein, putative. The record is from RefSeq and is a predicted model, not a curated record. Gene Ontology annotation, biological process: DNA-templated transcription. NCBI's taxonomy places the organism in Eukaryota, Apicomplexa, Aconoidasida, Haemosporida, Plasmodiidae. The transcript has a single exon. The coding region runs from base 1 to 4086 and encodes 1361 amino acids.
AUGGAGAAAAAAGAAGGAAGAUGCAAAAAUGGCGAAGGUCAUGAGAAGGAAGAGGACGGAGACGUGGUGGAACCCAUACAAUUUGUAGAUGUGAACUCAAGGAAUAUCUUCGACCUGGACAUUACACAGUUAGAUAUAAAAAAAGUGAAUAACCAUAUGAAGUUAAGUGACAUAAGUCAACUAUACUACUACCUGAACAAGAACUCCUUCUGCUAUACAUCGGAGGAGAGGCCAUACAUUUCAAACAUGUUGCAGUUGAAACCUUUUUUUUCCUCCAAUGAGGUUGAAAAUUAUGAAGUUCUUGAACAACUGAAGCAACAUGAUGCGAGGGAGAAUUCGGGGAUGCGGAGAUUUAAUCUGAGUCGGGUUGUGGCGCGCAACAAACUGGAGGAGAAAGAAAUGAUGGAAGGGUCAGGGGGGAAGAGGGACUCGCACAAGGUGGAAGCCACGUGGAAUGAGUACACCACCGUUACGCAGGUGGGCAGAGGCUAUGAUGACAGUGAAGCUGAUGUACAAACUGAUGUACAAACCGAUGUGCACACCGAUGUGGGGGAUGAGUGGGAGGGUGAUCGUGAUAGUGACAAUGGCGGUCCUCUCUCCAGGGCAAGACAGAAUGGGAAGAAUAACAACACGAACAAGCACCAUGCCCCAGAAGAAGCGUGGCACAAAUCCGUGUCUUCCACAAAUUCGUGUCACUCAUCUGAGUCGAUUUCCUCAAGCAGUUCGUAUUCGUUUUGUUCGUCCACCUCAUCAUCGUCCGUCUCGUCGUCUUCCUCGUCCCUCUCUGCAUUCUCGCCGAACAGAACAGAUAGAAAGGGAAAAAAAGGAGCCCCCAUGAGCAAUUUAAAAAUUCUCGAUGUAAUUAAAAAGUACAAUGAAAAUUUAGAAAAACUAAAAACAAAAAAGAGGAGAAAAAUUAAAAGUCGCAUUGGAAAGCUAAAAAAAUAUGAUACAGUUAGCAUCCAAGGGCAUAACAAUAAGAUGGUCAUGUCUCAGAUAUAUAAGUUUGUGAAAAAGAGGAACAACAUCAGUAUUAUAGGCCAAUUAAUAUAUAGCAAUAGUGACUGCAAGAAAUUUCUAUACAAGAACAUUGAUUGCCAUAUGAACAGGUGGAAUGUGCUACCCUGCUUGGGGUACCUCAACGAUAUUAGCGAACAAGAGAUCCUUCACAGGAUCCAGGUUUAUAAUAUCUACGAGUUCAUUUACCUCUUUGAUGAAUUUCCCUUGUGUUGUCACCAUAAUAGGAGGUUAAGGGUGGAUCAAUUUACCGAAAAAGGUAGCUUUGGAGAAGGGGCAAUUGAGGAAGUCACACCAUCAGAGCCAAAUGACAGCGGUGCGUGUGAGUACGACGACGAAAUUGUGUUCAACUUAGUGCAAAGAGAGAAGAAGAAUCGAAACGAUCAAGGUAGCUGUAAAUUUAGAGUAUUUUACUAUAACCAAUUUUUUUGUAAAAACGGAGAGUUGGUUCCUGAGUUACCCCCCAAUUGCAUAAGUAUAAACAGGAGCACUGGAGAAAAUCUCCAUUUUUAUUUAAAUUCAAACGUGUAUACAAGAAUAAGAGAUACCUACAAUGUGUUCUAUGAUCCAAACAAUACCUACGUGUUGACACACAAAAGUUUUGAGUACCUAUACUUCUUCUGUUUUAACUGCAAUACCUAUUAUGACAUAAACAUAGUUCUCUCGAACCUUCUAUAUAGCCAUAUGAAUGGCUUGAAGACUUCCGAUCCACCUUGGGAUUUCAUAAAAAUGUACCCCUUUAUCCUAAAGUACAAAAAAACAUAUGAUGUAAGGAUCAAAAGACAAAGGGUAAAGCAAACGGAUAUUUAUUUUAUUUGCGUCAAUUGUAUUUUUAAUAAUGUGUACCAUGUUAUGGAACACCUCUCCUUUUUUUUUUACUUUUGUGAUAUUGUAAAUUCGCGUAAUCAUAAUUUUUUAAUAUAUAAUGAGUGCAUGAAAAAUAUUUUCAAUGUUGAUCUUCCGUUUUUCUCCCUGUACAAUGUCCCCGAAGAGAAGGCGCUAUUAAAUGCUCAGAAAAAAAAAAUGCCAAUUGUUCUUGACAAGGGCAAAAAUUUGCCUGCACAUAAAGGGAAUAAGAAAAAAAAAAACUCCCUUGCUUGUGUAAACGUGAAACGGAAGAGCAACAGAAACGGGGAUAUGUUCUCCACCGAGCAUGGGGGCAAGGUUAAAAUUGGCACCGCUGUUGACAGUAGCAAAACCACCUGCAGUAAAAAUUCGAUUGGAAGUAGUAAAACCACUGACUGUGAGAGCUCCGCACUUGGAGCGCAGGGACUUGUGGCUCCCACGCCCUACUUGCCCCAAACGCGUGAUCGUCACGGCGAAGUGGCCAAAGGUGGACUCCAAGAGGGGAAGUGGAGUUCGCGCGCGGCCAUGGUUAACGAGGAAAAAGAGGAAAAGAAGCAACUCGCGGGGAAAACGAGCAAAAUGGAAGAAGCCAACCUGGCGGGGAAAACGAGCAAAAUGGAAGAAGCCAACCUGGCGGGGAAAACGAGCAAAAUGGAAGAAGCCAACCUGGCGGGGAAAACGAGCAAAAUGGAAGUAGCCAACCUCGCGGACAAUGCAAACGAAGUGGAAAAUCAAAACCAUCCCGCAGAAGAAAGUCGUGUGAAAGGCGAGGUGUCCCUUGCGCAAGGCUGGGUGCAGGAAACUUUCCAGGAAGAAAAGCAAAGUAACAAAAGACGCAGUGACAGGAAGAGGAAGAAAAAAAAGGAAGACGAUGAUGAACUGUUUGAUGAGGGAUGCUUGACAAACGAAAUCGAAGAGGAUGAUACUUUUGAAGAUUAUUUGGAUGGGCAGACGGAUGAAGAUAUUGUGGAGGAGAACCAAAUUUUGAUUGAAGAGGUGUAUAGCGGGGAUUCAGAUUUUUGCAACGACGAGCAGUUGUCAGGGCGGAAGAGAAGGAAGAAGACUGGAAAGAAAGUGAAGCUACCCAAGAGGGAAAGCGUUAAGGGGAAGAAGAGCGCCACAAGAGAGAAAGCAAUCCCUUCAGCAGGGGCUACUCAUUCCCUGGAGAAUGUCCCAGGCGUUGGGAACUCCGUGCCCGAAGAGAAGAAGAAGGAAGAAGAAGAUUACAAAAGACCUGUGGACGACGUGAAUCGAACAUGCAACGAAGGAAACCUAGCGAACAGAAGCAUAAGUAAGUAUAAAAAGGUGAUAGAUAAAAUAAAACAUGCCCUUGACAAGGAAGAUACAAGUGGAGCAGAUGUAGGGGGAGAGAAAGCGAUAGACACUAAGGAACUGAGUGAAAGAAUCGUAAAAGAAGUUAUAGAAAAGUUCAACGACAAAAUGGAAAUAAAGAUGAAGUUAUUUUCCAUCUGUUCCAACCUCAUGCGGAAGGACAACGCUGAAUUGAGAAAAAAAAUUCUCCAUGGGACAAUACAUGCCACUGAUCUAGCACAUAUGGACUCAUCUGACCUAGCUCCCAUCAGUUUGAAGAACAAGAGGAAGGAGCACGAGAGGAAAUACUUUUAUGAAAACAUUUACCUCCGUGCCAAUUUCCUCGAUUUGAAAAAUAAUAAAAAUGUGGAAGAGGAGGUUUUUCAUCACCCAAGUGUCAUUUUGGAGGAACAACAACAGGCGCAACAACAGAUGCAACAACAGAUGCAACAACAGAUUCAACAACAGGUGCAAUACGGGAAGAAUCACCAGGGGGAUUCUCUUCUUGGAGGGAAUAGUGGAGGGAAUAUCGUGAAUGAUGAAGGAUUCAUUCAUCCCCGUGAUGGAAAAAGGGGGUCGUCUUCCAAUCAGAGCGAGGACUUGGAUCCGUUAAAGCAUGGGGAUAGCAAUGGAGAGGAGAAAAAUGGCAUCCCCUCAAGUAACAGUAAUGGAAACUUGGGCGACUUCAAAUUAAGGAGAAAAACAUCCUCAGGAAAUGAAGACCAGGACAUGAACCUCUGUGUGAUGAUACCUCCCAUGGAGAAGUAUUCCUUUGAAUUCACCUACCAGAAUUUGAAGGGGAUGUACGAACACAUGCCCAAGUAUGCUUCAUCCCCCAUCCUGACAUUCCUGGAUAACUCCUACAAACGGAUCGUUGCCAUCAUGGAGGCGAGCAGGAAUGAGCAGCUUUGA